This is a messenger RNA of Ectocarpus sp. CCAP 1310/34, 618 nucleotides long. Lineage: Eukaryota; Phaeophyceae; Ectocarpales; Ectocarpaceae. The record is from the annotation of a GenBank genome assembly.
AUGAACGACCGCGGUCGAGCCCAUGCUACAACGGGCCGCGUGGAGCCAUCCGGUCUUUCCUUCACUCAGGUGGCUGAGAUAGCCGAUCAAGCCCAGCUCCCAUGCCCUGGCGAUACCGAGGAUUUCGCCCACGUGGCGGAAGACCCCUUCACGGUGCCGCGUGCUCACGCCUACGUCACGAUCACUCGCGAGCACCACGGGAUCUUGGAGGAGACGAAUCAAGCGACCGAAAUCCCCAACACCUACGACGAAGGCAUGAGCUCUCCCCAGCGCGAAGAAUGGAAAGGAGCGUGCAGCAAGGAAAUGGACAAUCUGCGGAAACACAACGUCUACAAUCUGGUGCCCCUCAGCAGCGCUCCCAAGGGAGAGAAGAUCCACAAAACCAAAUUCGUCUUCAAGAAAAAGCUGGACGGACGCUUCAAAGCUCGCCUGGUAGUCGGAGGACAUCGUCAAGAGCCAGGAUAGGACUACGGACGCAGCUACGCACCAGUAUGCCGUAUCGGGAGCAUUCGCAUCACGUGCGCCAUUGGCUGCCACACCAACUGGCCCAUCUACCAGCUGGACGUUGUUGGUGCCUUCCUGAACGCCCUCUGCGACAGAGAUGUGUACGUCAGCCAU